AAUCUUCUGAAUGAAAGGCGAAAACCCGGAACUAGUUUGCACGUGGUAAAGUGGAAAACACUGGGUUGUAUCGGUAAAGUGGAGUUACUUUCUGAAAAAGCAGAGGUGUUUUCACUAUGGAGGACCAGAAGCAGGUGCUGGAGAGGCUGCGGGGUGCUUUCCGCUCAGGUGUGACCCUUCCUGUCCACUUCCGCUUGACUCAGCUGGAGGCUAUGAUGUCACUGUUUGAAGACAAUGAAACACAGAUUUUAGAGGCUCUGCAUGAAGACCUUGCUAAGCCCAAAUUUGAGACAGUGCUGUCAGAGAUUGAUAUAGUGGUGAAUGACAUUUGCUACAACAUCAGCAACCUGCAAACCUGGAUGCAGCCCUCAUAUGUGGGCACAAACUUGGCAACAAAGCUGGAUGACUGCUUUGUGCGCAGGGAGCCAUUGGGGGUUGUUUUGAUUAUUGGAGCAUGGAACUAUCCUAUUCAGCUAAUUUUGUCACCUUUGAUUGGUGCAAUUGCUGCAGGAAACUGUGCUAUUCUGAAGCCUUCAGAAAUAAGUAAAGCAACCGAAAAACUUCUUGCUGAACUCAUUCCUAAGUACCUGUCCCAGGAGUGUUAUGCAGUCGUUUGUGGUGGAGCAGAAGAAACCAAGACAUUGCUUGAGAACCGAUUUGAUCAUAUCUUCUACACGGGCUCGCAGUCUGUGGCUCGCUGUGUCCUUCAGGCCGCAGCCGUGCAUCUCACCCCUGUUACUCUGGAAUUGGGUGGAAAAUGCCCCUGUUUGAUAUACGGCCGGUUGGACAUGAAAGCUGCUGCUAAGAGGCUGGUGUGGGCCAAGUUUUUCAACUCUGGGCAGAGUUGUGUGGCUCCAGACUAUGUUUUAUGCACUGAUGAGGUGAAAGAGAUGCUGUUACCUUUCAUGAAAGAGGCUCUGGAGAGCUUCUACGGAUCUGAGCCCCAGGAAAGCCCAGAUUAUGGCCGUAUUGUGACAGACAGACACUGGAACCGACUGAUUGAGCUGAUGAAAAAGUCUGAGGGUAAAAUAGUAAUAGGAGGAGAGAGUGUCAAAGAGACCAGGUACAUUGCUCCCACUGUGAUCGUGGAUGUAAAAGGAACUGAUGCAUUAAUGCAGGAGGAGAUUUUUGGCCCCAUCCUGCCCAUUCUGACCAUCAAGUCUCUUGACGAAGGAAUCAAUUUCAUCAACGAGAAAGAAAAGGCUCUGGCACUCUAUGCCUUUUCUGAUGAGUCUCAGGUCAUCACUACAGUUCUUGAGAGGACCAGCAGUGGAGGCUUCUGUUCCAAUGAUGGAAUCGUUCACAUGACUCUUCCUGGUUUACCCUUUGGUGGAGUGGGUGCCAGUGGGAUGGGCAACUAUCAUGGGCGUUGGGGUUUUGAGACGUUCAGUCAUAAGCGUGGCUGUAUGCUGAGAGGCUGGGGGCUGGAGCGCGUCAAUGUGCUGCGUUACCCUCCCUACACUGAAAGCAACCUCAGUUGGCUGCGCUGGGCCACCACCGCCAAGAAGAAGGGCUGGGGAGGAUGCUCUCUUAUGUGAGAAAUUAAAGAUUUACACUUGCCCAGGGAACAAAAAAAGCCUCCGUUUCACCAAGGUUUGGUUACGCAAACAUCAUUUGUGGAUUUUUAUUUACGCAUCAUGAUUGAAAACUCCACCAGAGGUCAGCACUGAGAAAAGUGACUUCUUUGGGAAAACAUUACUUCAUCUUUAGUCACAUUUUAGGAUUUAGAAGUAUCAGCUAGAGACCAAAAAUGAAUCAUCCAUAUUUGUUACCAAACACUACAGUAAAAUAAUGUACAUUUAUAGAUAGCAUUAUAUCAGGGUACUAAGGUCAUUUGUUUUUGUUUGGUUUUUUUACUGUUACAUAUUUUGCAAUGUAGUACAUAAUAGUUUAAUAAAAUGUGUAGGAUUCUAGCAUUUGUAAGUUGUUUAAAUAAAUAUGACUACAGAAAUAAAGUCUUAUAAAUGUG
Danio aesculapii is the source of this 1969-nucleotide messenger RNA. It is a transcript of the gene aldh3b1, whose product is annotated as aldehyde dehydrogenase 3 family, member B1. The transcript is spliced from 10 exons. Bases 117 to 1538 code for a protein of 473 amino acids. Gene Ontology annotation, biological process: aldehyde metabolic process. The record is from RefSeq and is a predicted model, not a curated record. Gene Ontology annotation, molecular function: aldehyde dehydrogenase (NAD+) activity. Gene Ontology annotation, cellular component: cytoplasm. Lineage: Eukaryota; Metazoa; Chordata; Actinopteri; Cypriniformes; Danionidae.